AUGCUCGCGGGAACGCCGCAGCGUACGAGCGGCGCGUGGGACGGACAACGCGAGGAGGAGUGGCACGACUGCACCGAGCACUUCCCGUGGGAAACCACGCCCGCGCGGCCGGCCCUCGAGGUCUCGAUCCCGGACGACGCGCCCCCACCGGAGCUCUUCCGGUUCACGAGUCCGAGAGGGUGGUCCGACGCGGGCCAGGGCGCCUUCGAGGGCGACGCAACGGAUCGUUUUCCCGGGCAUGCCGCAGCGCUCGAGGGUGACCUCCUGAGCCUGGCGACGUGGCUGGACGCGACGCCGCGGGAGCAAUGGACGCAGGUGGACUCCCAGGGCUUCACGGUGCUCCACCUGGCGGCGGUCGGGCGCCGCCGGCAGUGCCUCGGUCUGCUUCUCCAGCGGGGGUUCCCGGUGUCGGCGCGGUGCGCUCGGGGGUGGACCGCGAUGGACGAGGCCGUGGCGCUCGAGGACAGGGACAUCACGAAGAUGCUGUACCGCGCGUGGGUCACCAGCGCGCUCACGAAGCUCGACGAAAUUCGACCCAAGCUCGUGGAGGCGCUUCGCAACCUCCCAGACUUCCGGCUGCAGCUCUCGUGGGACCUCGGGUCGCCGAUCUUCGGCCUCAUUCUCCGCAAGGUCGCUCCGAGCGACACGUACACGAUAUACAAGUCGGGCCACUACAUCCGCAUCGAUGGAAACCUGCGCGGGAUCGACAAGCGUUCGUCCGGCAUCAUCCCGCGGUGGAAGCGCGGCCCGUUCUCCGUCCUGCUCAGCGCGGGGGAGUCCGAGACGCGCCCGAAGGUGCUGGUGUGCGAUCACCUCAAGCGCCGCGUGCUGCCGCUCGCCGAGCAGGCGCGCGAGGGGGACCUGGAUGUGGAGGCUGACGUGGACGAGAUCAUGCGGGAGGGGCCGACGCGGGUGCGGAUCGCGGCGGAGGGCGUUGCGCUGCGGCCGAGCCGCACGCUGUUCGGCCUCGAGGCGCUCGACAUGGUCGAUGGUUGGGAGUGCACGUUGAUGGACAUGACGUGUCAGCUGGUGGGGAAGGAGAUCACGAAGGCGGCGAACACCGCGGCGCGGGACGUGACGUACAACGAGCUGGCGGAGCUCGAGCUCCCGGAAGACGACGUGAAGGACCACGUGUUGGACCCGCUCAGCCGCGACAAGGCGACGAAGGACGCGCCGCGCAAGCGCAGGGUGCGCACGUUCAAGUCCAAGUGGUGGAUGGCCGACGGGUUCCCGCUCAAGGUCGAGCAGCUGCUGCCGAUCCUCGACCUGUUCGGCUCGGGCAACCCCGCCUUUGAGCGGGUGUCGGCCUUCAUCCGCGGGUCCGUGCGCGGCGGGCUGUUCCCGCUGCGCGUGCAGAUCCCGCUCAUCCUGACCGUGCACGCGACGAUGGCGUUCUCGGGCUUCGCGCCGGUCGCGCCGGGGGAGUAUUCGGAGGACUUUUUCCUUCCGCCGCCAGACUACACCCAGCUGUCGAUCGAGGACGUGCACGUCAUGUUCGAGAAGACCCUCGCGCGGUACGGCGACCAGACGGCGCACGCCGCCGGCGGCGCGCCCGCACAGGCCGAGCAGGACACCCUUCUGUCGGUCGAAAGCGAGAGCGUCGCACACUCACUGCCGCCGAGCUCGCGCGCGGCGUCCGCGCGGCAGUCCACGCGCAGCGCGAUCGCGCCGCACCGUCACAUGAGCGGCCGGCUCGACGUCGAGGCCGCCGGGCCCGCGGACUCCCCCGCGUCGGACUGGAGGGGUCCCGUGACACCCCUAGGGCGGUCGCGGCACCGGCCGGGGCAGCCGAGCCUCGGCGGGCUGUCGGUCGAGCGGUUCGCGGACAACAUGAAGAAGACGCUCGAGGGCGCGGUGCGCGUGGGCGCGACGUCGGCGUCGAAGCCAGCGGAGGGUCGCGCGGGGGGGUCGCAGAGGCUGUCGCGGGCGUCGACCGGGGUGCCCGGCGAGCCGCGCGCCGAACAUCACUCUUGGCGCGGGCGAAUAGGGGAGGAGGAAGAGAAUGCUGACGAGUGA
Messenger RNA from Pedinophyceae sp. YPF-701, 2016 nucleotides. The record is from the annotation of a GenBank genome assembly. Lineage: Eukaryota; Viridiplantae; Chlorophyta; Pedinophyceae.